AGGAUGCUGGAUGGCCCGCUAUUCUCCGAGGGGCCGGACAGGCCCCAGGAGCCCCAUGAUGAGGAGUCUGGCAGCUGCCUCUGGGUGCAGAAGUCCAAGCUGCUGGUGAUCGAGGUGAAGACUAUUUCCUGUCAUUAUAGUCGCCGCGCCCUUUCUCGACAGCCCAUGGACUCCCAGGCCAUCCAUUGGGCCCGCGGGCUCCAAAGCCGCACGUGUGGGCCGCGCCCGGGAUCCCCUGAGCCGCCGCUCCGCCGGCCCUGGGCCUCCAGGGUGCUGCAGGAGGCGACCAACUGGCGGGCGGGGCCCCUGGCCGAGGCCCGAGCCCGGGAGCAAGAGAAAAGGAAAGCGGCGUCGCAGGAGCGGGAGGCCAAGGAGACCGAGCGAAAAAGGCGCAAGGCUGGUGGGGCCCGAAGGAGCCCUCCUGGUCGGCCCCGCCCGGAGCCCCGGAAUGCCCCUCGGGUGGCCCAGUCUGCAGGGCUUCCAGCUCACUUGCGGCCAGAGCGCCUCGGGCCGGUGGGGCGACCGUCCCGUCCAACUGCGCAGUCACAGAGCGACCCAAGGGUGGCGUGGGCGGGGCCCUGGGGAGGUCGGCGGCUCGGGCCCCCCAGCUACGAGGCUCACCUGCUGCUGAGAGGCGCUGUCGGGACAGCUCCGCGACGCCGCUGGGACCGGCCGCCACCCUACGUGGCUCCACCUUCUUACGAUGGUCCCCACAGGACCCUGGGGACUAAACGAGGCCCCGAGCCCUCCCAGGCGCUGGUCUCAUCAGCCCCAGCUCCGACCCCGGCCAGGACAGAGGGAGGGCGCACAAAAAAGAGGCUGGAUCCUCGGAUCUACCGGGAUGUCCUCGGUGCUUGGGGUCUCCGACAGGGGCGGGGCCUCUUGGGGGGAUCUCCAGGCUGUGGAGCGCCCAGAGCAAGGCCAGAGUCGGGCAAGGGGGGCGCGGAGAAAAACCUGGGGCUCACUGAUGCUGGCCUGAACAGUGGCAGCGAGGGCCAUUCCCAAGCAAAGGCUACAAGGAGCCCGAGCACGGAGACAGCUAUCGUAGGGCCUGCAACUGCCUCUCCCAGCCCCCCGCGUCCAGCUCCCAGGUCUAGGCCCCACCUCAAGGGCUCCAGGGAAGGGAAAGAAAGUGAAGGACAGAGCUGGCUCCCCAAAUGCUGGCUUCCCUCCCCUAAAAAGCAGCCGCCCCAGCAUAGCCAGACUCUCCCCAGACCCUGGGCUCCAGGAGGCACGAGUUGGAGAGAGUCCCUAGGUCACAGAGAGCGGGCAGGACCCGAGACCCUGGCAGGUUGGAAGGGGAUCCGACGCGCCAACACCCUGCCCCGCAGUUCCCGCGGCCCCACUGGUGGAGAAGGCGUCUUUGUUAUUGACGCCACGUGCGUGGUGAUACGGUCCCAGUAUGUUCCCACCCCCCGAACCCAGCGUGUCCAGCUUUUGCCAGCUGGGGUGCCGCGCGCUGGAGGGGAUGCUCCUAGCAGUAGCAAGUCCAGUAAGGAGGAGGGCGAGCGGGGCGCGGUCUUUUCCUCCCCUUGCCAAAAGCUGCUGUUGAGCAAUAGGCUUUCGCACCAACCCGGCGCAGGGCGUGGGUGCGAAGCUGAGGGCCUGGAGCUGGGGGACUCCUCUCUGGAGGAGCGCGCUUCCCGCAUCUUGGGGCUCCCGGUCAGCGAAGUGAACCUGCAGGAUGCCCCCACACAGCCAGGUAGCCCAGAGCACCCAGCCUUAGACCCAGAGGCUUCCGGAGGCAUGGGCAAAGCGGAGGGCUCAGAGGAAGUGGCUACUGUUCCGCGUCGCGCCGGCCGCGGCUGGGCGCGGACCCCGGGGCCCUACGCGGGGGCCCUGAGGGAAGCCGUGUUCCGCAUCCGUCGCCACACCGCCCCAGACUCGGACUCGGACGAAGCUGCGGAGCUCAGCGUUCACAGUGGCUCCUCUGACGGAAGCGACACAGAGGCCUCGGGCGCCUCCUGGCGGAGUGAGCGGACCCGGUGCGCGGUUGGGGGCUACGCCCCGCCCUGAGAGAGCGGGAAGACCGCGGAGCUGAACGACAGUAUCCGGGAGAUUCUGGCUGUCAUCAGCCGAACCGAGGAGUCUCUCUUCGGGGCGGGGGACACUAAGGGGACCCCACAGGAAAAGAGGGAGCGGCAGUAAUAGGCCCCUUCUUGUAGUUGUAUGCCCCUCCCCCCAACCCAUACUUGGGCCCACUGAUCCUCUUUCUUCCCCACAGACUUCCUUUAGCUUCUCUAUUCCUUAUAUUCCUACCCACACCCAACCCCAUACCCAAAACAGCGCCCACAUGAAAAGACAGGGAACAUCUGCUCAUUCAUGAUUUUUUUUUUCAGGAGAGGUGAGGGUGAUCAGUAGACUAUCCUUGCCUGUUACAUUUGGGGCACAAGAGCAAGGAGGUCAUGGGUCAUCAGCAAGAGCUAAUUCAUUAGGCGUGAAGCUGAGCAGAGAAGCCUUGCAGGGAUCAGGCAGGAGGGGAGAGUGGUGGCAGUCACAGGAGGGCAGUAUGAGGGCAGGAGGCAGAAAGCAAUGGCCAGGCCUGGGACUGAGGUUGCCUGGGUGACAAAAGGGCUCUCGGCAGCCAGCAAAGCAGAAAGAGGGCUCACCUUGCUGUCACAGGUCUUGGGUUCCAAUUCCAUUUCUGCUAUCAAUUUGCUAGGUGACCCGGGAAGGCCAGUCUUCCAGGCCUCCUGGCAUGUCAAAUGAGGGAAUUCUAAGGUCUGUAUUUCCAUCUCUGACAUUUUGGGAUCUUUGAGGAGGCCUCUAACUCACUUCCCUCCACAAGACAAGGAAGAGAGUUGGGAAUGAGUGAACAGAGUCUGAGGGUCCCUGGGCAGCCUCCCUGUCACCUCCACUCCUCCUGAAUUCAGGAGAGUGCCCAGGGUUUGUAUAAGAGUUGAGUAGGUGGGCCCGGGGCUCCUAUCCAAGUCUCCCAGGUUUAGGUGAGGGCUCCCCAAAGCAAAGCAGGGCAAGUCGGUGGCCGUGCCACUGUCCCUGGCCUGUAGCAGUCUGAGCCUGAGAGGGAAGGUACCCAGUGGAUCAGCUUGGGACCUCUCUAGGCCUUCUCCAUUUCCUCCUCCCCAGUGUUCCUUAGUGAUGAUAAGGUGAUGUUUAGGUGGUAUUGUCCACCUGAAAGAACCCUGAGAAUUUCUUGCAUCUCUAACUCUUCCAGAAACCGUUGAGGCAAGGAAGAGGGAGGCUGAUCUUAAGCAGCUUGUAGGUGUGGGGUGUGGUGCUCGCUGUAGCCACUGAGGGGCGCGCGCAGGUCGCGGAUUUCCCCGGUUGCUAGCCCCUGAGUCCCCCCUACCUGGGCACUGACAGUUUAAUCAGUUGAUUCCUAAAUCCUCGCGCAGGUCGGGAGCCUUGCGGCCUCCAGCCAUGCGGGGCCGGGAGCAGGCCUCCGGCCUUCCAGACCUCUGGAGAGCGCCGAGCCCCCUCUUCGUAAUCAUUCACGCCACCCGGCUUGGGACUCAGGCACUGAAUCCCUUUUCUCUCCGAUCCUGGGUACCUCCUCUGUCUCUGCCAUUUACCAACCAUGUGAACUUGGCCAAAUCACUUCACCUCCCUGAGCCUCAGUUUCCUCAUCUGUCAAAUGGGGGGUUUUAAACACCUACCUCGCAGGGUUGUUGUGAGGAUUUAAUAAGAUAAUGUAUGUAAAGCGCCUAGCACGGGGCCUGGCACACAGUAGGCGCUCAAUAAAUCUAAGUUUCCCUUUUC
Molecule: messenger RNA, 3720 nt
Organism: Choloepus didactylus (southern two-toed sloth)
Lineage: Eukaryota; Metazoa; Chordata; Mammalia; Pilosa; Megalonychidae
Gene: DDN
Product: dendrin
Exons: 2
Coding region: 4-2016 (670 amino acids)
Source: RefSeq, a predicted model, not a curated record